Molecule: messenger RNA, 4220 nt
Organism: Notothenia coriiceps (black rockcod)
Lineage: Eukaryota; Metazoa; Chordata; Actinopteri; Perciformes; Nototheniidae
Product: YLP motif-containing protein 1-like
Exons: 8
Coding region: 303-4220 (1305 amino acids)
Biological process (GO): regulation of telomere maintenance
Cellular component (GO): nucleus
Source: RefSeq, a predicted model, not a curated record
GAAAUGACGAAAGUUAAGCGUGAUGAAGGCCAAUGAACAGAAUCAGAAAGAGGGAUUGGUGCGUCAUGGUUCACCAUCCGCCUCUGGCCAUGCAGUUCCUCAUCCUUGCCUCCAUCUGACACCAGAGAGGCGCACCUGUCACCCCUCAGAGGCGCUCCAGCUUCCCUCACCACCUGAGUGAGGGAAAGAGUGAUGCUUUGGAAGACCCAGAGGAGGCUGCCCGCCUCCAGGAGUUACAGGCUGCAGCAGCGCAGUGGCAAAAGGUGCAGCAAGAAAGAGUCGGCUUACAAUACCAGGCUCUCAUGCAACAACACGAAAAGCUUCAGCAGAUCCUGGAAAAAUAUCAACAGCUGAUUCAGCAACCUGCAAAUCUAGCGUCAAUGUCUGCUGAAAUGCAGCUCAGGCACUAUGAAAUGCAACGGCAGCAGUUCACCCCCUUAUUCCAAGAGUGGGAUCGCUCCUUUGUCCUGUGGUAUGAACAGUUUAAGACCUAUCCCCACAAAGAUCAACUGCAGGACUAUGAACGCCAAUGGAAGCAGUGGCAGGAGCAGAUGAACGCCACCAAUGCGCACCUUCAAGAAAGGGUGGCCACACUCACUGCCAUGGUGCCAUUCGCUUCAAACCAGUAUGGUAGUGGGAUGAUGGGACAGUUUGGCCAUUACCCUGGACAAGACAUUCACAUGCAGCAGCACACAGCAAUACCAGGUUUGCAGCAUUCCCCAGCUGGUGUUGGUCCAAACUCUCAAGGUCCACCUCCCACUGGCUUUGGACCACAUUCAGAGUCACCUGCUGGACCCCCUGUGAGAGGCUCCGGCCCUGCUGGCUUAGGAGUCAGACCCCCAGGUCCCCCUGCUAUUCAGCCAACAAGCAACAGUGUCAGCGGUCCACGUCCUGCUGUUCCCACUGGAAACAACCCUAGAUAUGACCAGCCACAGCAAGGGUUUGAUGGUCCUCCAAGAUUUGACCAGCCAAAUCGCUUUGAUGGUCCUCCAAGGUUCGAACAAACGCAGCACCGCUUUGAUGGACCCCCAAGGUUCAACCAACCACAGCAGCGCUUUGAUGGCCCCCCAAGGUUCAACCCACAACAGCAGCGGUUUGAUGGCCCCCCAAGGUUCAACCAACAACAGCAGCGAUUUGAUGGCCCCCCUCGAUUUGACCAACAAAGGCACCGCUUUGAUGGUCCACCAAGAUUUGACCAACCAGGGCAACGCUUUGAUGGCCCCCCCAGAUUUGGGCCGCCGUCUAGGUUUGACCAGCCCCAAAGGCCUCCUGGCCCCGCGCCUUUUGAACGCCCACCUGGGCCCCAGCAGCAACAGCAAGUAGUCCAACCUAAGGCACAACCUGCCACUACAGACUUGAAGACUCCUGGAAAGACAGCCGGGCAGCUACAGUCUGAAAAAGAAAAAGGUAAAUCAAAACCUGGUGAUAAGGCCAAUUCUGAUGACUUGACAGAUGACAACUUACUUGGAACUGAGGGCUUUUUUGUCCAGAAGGACCCCAUUCCUCAGACAUUAAAUACCAGCACAAAGCCUGAGGAAUCAGAGGACAAUCAUGCUUCUAACAAAAGUGAGAAACCCAAACCUGGUAACAACAAACCUUCUGUAACUGCUCCCUCUUCUGUAACUGCUCCCUCUUCUGUCGCAUCAAAAAAUCCUGCUGCACAAAGUUUGCUCAAACCUGAUGGGCCAUUGACAAAAAACAAAACCCCACAGGUUCCAAAGCCCUCAGGAAUCCAACAGGAGACUGGCCAGAUGCAGUCAAGACCAGAUCAACCAAGGCAUCCUCCUGGAAGGGGACGAGGCCAGCCACCGGGACCUGUGCAAGGUCGAGGGCGUGGGCAAAUGGGGCAUGGAGAUUUCAGGGGACCUAACUCUAUACCACUUGGAGGGGAGAUUGAGGAAAUGCCGUAUGACUACAUGCCACCUGAAGAAAACUUGGGGAUGCCAGAAGAACAGGAGGAGUAUCAUUGGCAAGAUCCUUCAUAUGAGGAGUGUGGUGAUGAGGAAUCAGAGGAGCCCCCUGAAGAAAUGUGGAUGCAAGAUGGAUAUCACUACGCAGCAGAGGAAGAGUAUUAUGAAGAGCCAUUUUGUGGACCCUCUAUGGGGAGAGGAGGCCCCCCGAUGAUGAGAGGAGGGCCCCAUAUGGGAAGAGGAGGACCACCUUUUGGGAGAGGUGGUCCUCCUAUGGGGAGGGGAGGUCCAUCUAUGGGUAGAGGGGGGCCGCCAAUGGGGAGAGGAGGGCCACCAAUGGGGAGAGGAGGUCCAGCUAUGGGUAGAGGGGGACCGCCUUUUGGUAGAGGGGGACUGCCUUUUGGUAGAGGGGGACCGCCUUUUGGUAGAGGAGGUCCAAAUAUGGGUAGAGGAGGACCCCCAAUGGGUAGAGGAGGACCCCCGAUGGGUAGAGGAGGACCCCCAAUGGGUAGAGGUGGACCCCAUAUGGGAAGAGGAGGGCCACCCAUGGGAAGAGGAGGACCACCCAUGGGAAGAGGAGGACCAAUGGACAUGUACUGGGAAGACCCUGAGUCGGCAGAGUACCCGGAGGAAGGCGAUCCUUACUGGGACGAAAGGAGACCUCCUAUGAGAGGCAUGAGACCCCCAUUUCCACCUGGCCGGGGCCGUCCUCCACCUGGUCAUCCUGGUUUCAUGCACCAAGGACGAGGGCGCCCCCCUCAUCCAGCGCAUGGCCCAAUGGAUCAUGAGGCAUUAGGCCAAGGAAUAAACAUGGAUGAUACCGAAAUGGAUCCCACAAUGCACCCCGGACAUGAGCCUCAUAGCCACCCGAUGCAUCCUGAUGCAGGAAGAGAAAGGCAUGGCGUGCCACCCCCACCUCACAAAGUGAUUGAUUCUAUAGAGGACCCAAUGUACAGUGAAGGCAUGGAGAGAGAUUUAGACUGGCAACCGCCUCAUGGCAGAGAACCUCCUCAUGGCAGAGAACCGCAUCAUGGCAGAGAACCUCCUCAUGGCAGAGAACCGCCUCAUGGCAGAGAACCUCCUCUGCCUCCACAUGAGAUCAUUGAUCCUGAAGGAAUGAGGCGGAGACCUAUGGGUAGAGGGAUGGCCCGAGGCAUGUCUCAGCCAGGUCCAACACAUGAGGAAUAUGAAGAUAGACAUAAAGAGGGUUUCGUGGAGGAUUAUGGUCAUGGAGAACACGGUCGCUGGAGGCCACCACAGGACCAUCCUCCUGGUGACUAUCGGCAUGAGGCCAAGUAUGGCUAUGAGUCUGAAUGGGACAGAGAGCGUGCACCUCCUGAGAGGGAUUAUCCCCCCCGCAUGCCACGCCCAGAGCCCUACAGAGAAGAAAGAGAAAGAGCUCACCCACAUUCUUAUGAUGAGCAUGACAGGGGAAGAGGAGAACUCAGAAUUCGGGAGUAUAGAGAUGAGCCAGCAUAUCGCCAGGAUGACCAGCCAUACCCGCCAUCAGCUCCACCUUCAGAAUGGGACAGGCCUUCAAGACUUUCUCCAUCACCAGUGAGAGGGUAUCCUGCUGAGUAUGAGAAUCGCAGGCCUCGCUAUGAAGAUCCCAGAGAAGAGACUCUCUUACCUGCUGCUGCUGCACCCGUCACAAACUUGCCAGAACAUGACCCAGAAUCACAAGGAUCGAGUGGAUCAAAUGUACUUGCACUCUCCCAACGUCAACAUGAGAUCAUCUUGAAAGCUGCCCAAGAGCUUAAACUUAUAAGGGAAUUGCAUGAAGGGAAGACACCUGCUACUGCACCCCAGUCUGCAUCGGCCGACAUCCCAGCCGAGCUUCCUGCUGGUCUUCUUGGUUUGGAGAUCCCAGCAGACAUCAGGAAUGUUCUGAAGGGCAUGAGUGCAGCAGCACUGACGGCUUCAACCGAACCUGGGUCUUGGGAUAAUAAACCUGCUGCCACACGUUACCAGACAUCUCUCUCUGCGGCCACACCUUCAGUGAUUCCAAAGACUGUGGAUUACGGGCAUGGCCACGAGCCUGGAGCCACUGUUGAGCGGAUCUCUUAUGGUGAGAGGAUUGUGUUGAGGCCUGACCCAGUUCUAUCAGACCGGGGCUAUGAAAAAGAACCCCUUGGUCCCAGGGAUCCUUACGGCAGAGAUCCAUAUUAUGAAAGAAGAUCAGACCCUUACAUGGAGCGCCGGGAGUACAGCAGAGAGAGGGAGUUAUACAGAGAGAAGCCCCCACCUGAAUAUGAAAGAGAACGAUAUGAGAGGGAGCGCUAUCCACCACGAGAGAGAGAUGACAGGUAA